This is a messenger RNA of Fusarium sp. VM40, 1623 nucleotides long. The record is from the annotation of a GenBank genome assembly. NCBI's taxonomy places the organism in Eukaryota, Fungi, Ascomycota, Sordariomycetes, Hypocreales, Nectriaceae.
AUGGCUUCUCAGAUACCAAUGGCAGGACUCUCGACCACCACGGCCACAUUGCCUGAAUCUGACGAGAAGGGCAGCUCGCAAAAGACACAAGGUCCUGUAGAAGUCUCUGAACAGCACGAUGACUUUCCUCUGUCGUGGAAGAUCACGGCUCUCGUUUGCGGCGUUGCUCUUUCUUGGGGUUCAUCAUUCUCAGAGAAUACACUGGGUCCCCUUAAGAGUACGUUGAAGAAGCAGCUUGAUAUCACCAACUCGCAGUACGGAGCCAUCUCCUCAGCCACGUCUCUCGUCAACACAGUCCUCCCAAUCAUCGGUGGAUGGGGACUUGAUCAUUAUGGCGUUGAAUGGGACCUUGAUUACUUACUGGAAUCUACCUUGCUAAUUAUUUCACUUAUGGCUAGGGGUUCGAUGGCAUGUUCAGUCGCUAUUUUUAUCGGCGCAGUAGUAUCGGCAGCUGGCUCGAACCAAGACUCCUUCACCCUUGUCGUGACUGGUCGGGUGAUUAUGGGAUUCGGAAGCACAAUCAUCGAGACUUGUACAUCCAAGAUCUUAGCGCAUUGGUUUCAACACCGAGGACUUGGCCUGGUAUACGGUCUGGACUUGUCAAUUGGCAAGCUCAUUGUGCUCAUCGCCAAAGCUACAGCUGUUCCUAUGAGAGAUGCUUCAUCGUUCUGGGGAUGGGCCCUUUGGAUUCCCGCCAUUGUCUGCUUCGCGAACCUGCUGCAAAACAUGUUUUAUGUUUGGUGGGCGCGCAGUCGACCGAAAUGGACACAUAUGCCCACUGGUCGAGAGCUUAUGAAGGAGGCAAGAGAGCGAGGUGACGACGCAUCUGUGCCCUCAAGCACAACCCGAUCCAGGUUGCGAUCUAGAUGGGCCAUUCUCACCUGUGUACCACGCUUCUUCUGGCUGGUGGCAUGCGCUCAGAUACUGCAGGCUGGUGUGGUAGGCGGCUUCAACGGGCUCAAUGCCGACAUUAUCAAGCAGACUCGUGGCUCUACCGACCAGAUUGCUGGCUACACAUCAGCCGUGCAGCAGGUUAUCCCCGUGGUCGGCGCACCACUCAUAGGUGCUUUCUUCGACUUCUUCGGCUAUAGAAUGACCUUUGUCAGUUUAACUUCAGCCAUCUGGGUUUUGGUGUAUUGUCUUAUUGGAUUUACCCAAACGAAUGCCCUCGGGUCUAUGGUUAUUGCUUCUGUUGCGUCAACCAUGAAUGCUUUACCCUUCUUGGCAUCUAUCCCAUUGAUAGUGCCGAAUCAAAUCGAGCUUGGCCUCGUAUUCGGAAUUUGGAAGGCAUUCAACAAUAGUGGUAGCGUUAUCGUCGACAUGAUUGCUGGAAGGCUGCAGGACAUAACACCCGGAGGCACAUACGAGUGGGUGAUUGCAUUUUUUGUGGCUGUGAAAGGAUUGGAGUUUUGCUUGGGUCUGUUCUACGGCAUCCUUGAUCGAAAAUACCUUGCAGGUAUUCUCACCAUGAGUGAGAAGAAACGUAUGGACAUCGAGCGAGAAGAUAAGCUUGGAAAGCCAAUUGGACGGAAACCUGCAAAGGUGGCAACCAUCAUUGGGAUUUCUCUCGUUUGUGCUAUGAUUGUUAUCGCUUGGGUACUUUUCAUCAAGUACUCGAUCUAA